Molecule: messenger RNA, 1395 nt
Organism: Blumeria graminis f. sp. triticale
Lineage: Eukaryota; Fungi; Ascomycota; Leotiomycetes; Helotiales; Erysiphaceae
Source: the annotation of a GenBank genome assembly
AUGGCAAUAUUAUCUAGACUCGCUGGUCGUCAUGCAAGAUUAGUCUGCCCUCGAACAUGGAAAUCAUCUACUAGACUCAUAUCGUCAAGCAGUCUGCAGAGAUACUCCGAAAUUUACCAAGCUACAAAAUUAGUUCCCACCGAUGAAUAUUUUGCUCAACCAAAGCUUACUGAGGAUUUACAACACGUUCAGACUACGUCAGAUAAAAGUGAGUCUGUGGAGAAUCGAAAAAUAAGACACUACACAGUCAACUUUGGACCGCAGCAUCCUGCUGCACAUGGUGUUUUGCGACUUAUUCUUGAACUAAAUGGCGAAGAAAUUAUCAGAUCAGAUCCACACGUCGGUCUACUUCAUAGGGGAACGGAGAAACUGAUUGAGUACAAGACUUAUCUCCAGGCUUUACCAUAUUUCGACAGACUUGAUUAUGUUUCUAUGAUGACCAACGAGCAAUGUUUCUCACUGGCGGUGGAGAAACUUUUAAAUAUCGAAAUACCUGAACGAGCAAAGUGGAUUAGGACCUUAUUUGGGGAGAUUACAAGAAUCUUGAAUCAUUUAAUGUCGGUUCUAUCCCAUGCUAUGGAUGUCGGUGCUCUUACUCCAUUUUUAUGGGGCUUCGAAGAGAGAGAGAAGCUCAUGGAAUUCUAUGAAAGAGUUUCCGGUGCUCGUCUUCAUGCAGCAUACGUGAGGCCAGGUGGUGUUCACCAAGAUAUACCUGUCGGGCUGCUCGAUGACAUCUACCAAUGGGCAACCCAAUUCGGAGAUCGCAUCGAUGAAACCGAAGAGCUUUUAACUGAUAAUAGAAUCUGGAUCGGUCGAACCAAAGGGGUCGGUGUAGUUUCAGCUGCAGACGCAUUAAAUCUUUCAUUUUCAGGUGUAAUGCUGCGAGGCUCGGGUAUACCAUGGGAUAUUCGUAAAAGUCAACCUUAUGAUGCUUACGGUGAAGUGGAAUUUGACGUUCCUGUCGGUGUCAAUGGCGAUUGCUAUGAUCGAUAUCUUUGUCGAAUGGAAGAAUUUAGGCAAUCUCUCCGGAUCAUUCAUCAGUGCCUAAACAAAAUGCCACCAGGCCCGGUACGAGUAGAAGAUUAUAAGAUUUCCCCCCCACCGAGAGCAGCAAUGAAAGAGAAUAUGGAGGCCUUGAUCCAUCAUUUCCUACUAUUUACUAAAGGAUAUACAGUACCACCAGGAGAGACAUACUCAGCAAUUGAAGCUCCCAAAGGUGAGAUGGGGGUAUAUGUCGUCAGUGACGGGAGUGAGAGGCCAUAUCGAUGCAAAAUUCGCGCACCUGGAUUUGCCCAUCUUGGAGGGUUUGAUCAAGUCUCAAGGGGACAUUUAUUGGCAGAUGCUGUAGCAAUUAUUGGAACGAUGGACUUGGUAUUUGGUGAAGUGGACCGCUAA